Dissoconium aciculare CBS 342.82 is the source of this 942-nucleotide messenger RNA. RefSeq lists its product as uncharacterized. The record is from RefSeq and is a predicted model, not a curated record. Lineage: Eukaryota; Fungi; Ascomycota; Dothideomycetes; Mycosphaerellales; Dissoconiaceae. The coding region runs from base 1 to 942 and encodes 313 amino acids. The transcript has a single exon.
AUGCAUCACUUCAUCUACGUUCAGACCAUACUGGGUGCCUUGGCUUCGGCUGUCUCUGGUCGAGCCCUGAAUGUCAGCACGACCAAGCCUCCAGCCAAUGCCUCCAUCGUCCACUUCGAAUCCGCGGACUUAACAGGUGACUGGGCCGUCCAUGCGCCAUCCGACUUCCUCCAACUGUACCCUCAUCUCGAGUCUGAUCUCAGCAACUUCAAGACUACCCAGCGUGUCACUGCGGCCGGCGGAACUAACGGCGGCCUUCCUGGAGUUGACUACAACGCCAAUCAGCAGCGCUACUCGGCAACGCUCGUGAAUGGAUUGAAGCUCGUCGGUUACAUUGGAGGAAAUGCCGGUCAAUGGCAGAGAUUGUACUACGCAUGUCGUGACGGAGGUGGCGAGGAGAUUCCUUACAACACAUGUGUUGAAGACGUCGGAAACGAAGUCGCCGCUCUGACCGCCUUCGCACUUGCCAGCAGCAAUGUUGGCAAUCUCGCCGUUGUAGCCAUCCACAAAGCGUUUAUCAACUUGCGAACCUUUACCGCUGCCCAGGAUCAGCAAAAUUCUAGAAACAGGAAAGGGAACGAUGACAAUGGGCGUGACGAGCUCAAGGUGCGAGCGACCGGUCCCGACAGCUGCGACGGCACGAAUGUUUAUGCUGCUCUGACCAAAGAAACUUACGACCCUGACCACACCUACAAAAACACCAUGAGACUCUACUGCGAGGGAUUGCCAAGCGAGCAAGGCGAGGCCGCGGCAUCUGCGAUCGCAGACGCAUGGGUGCGAAUGGGGUACGGACAGCGCAAUGCAUACACAGUGUAUGAUACUGUGACUGGACGCGUGGCCGUUCGAGGAGUCAUUGACAUCAUCCCGCCCUAUGAGAACCCGCUUGAGUGUCCUGCGGAAAUCCCCGGUGACUUGGACGGAUGCACGUGUGUUAACUGCUAA